AUGGCGCCCAGAUCAGCCUUCACUCGAUUCUGGCGGACAGAUCUUACUCGAGAUGGCUUCCUGAGCCUUCUAGACAAAGACGACCUCCGGGCCCUUCGCCUCGUGAACCAUGACUUCAGUGUGCACGCGGCUCGCUAUCUGUUUGCCGAGAUUGAAAUCUCAUUCCGGAGCAGCACUUUCACUCGUCCUGCUCGCAUGGCAGCGUUGGAACGCAUUGGCCGUCAUGUCAAGACCCUUACGUUCAAGAUCCCACACUCCCAGGAGACCUUCCUCCCUCCGCUGCUGGACCCUAUCACCGGGGAGGAGCAGACCUUUGUGUAUAUCCCGCAGGUCCAUGUUUCCAGCAGUUUAGCCUCACGAUGGAGCGAGCCCAAGUAUGGGAGCUGGGAGAUGACUGACCUGUUGGUCAAGCAAUACCCACCCCUGUUUCAUGCGGCGACCAAUGUUCCGUCGUUUGUGCGGGCCUUUCGCUGCAUGCCGUCCCUACGGCAUCUGAAGAUUUCCUGUGACGGACAGUCACCAGACCACCGGUACCGCCGGAGCGUGGUAGACUAUGCUCUCAUCUCCCUGCGUGUGGCUGUUGAGCAGGCUCCGCUGGAGUCGCUGGACACAUUGUCACUCCUCCCCAUUCAUCCCGGUGGCAUCCUCUAUCUCCGACCGAUGAUGGGAUUCGGCGCAUCUCCUGCGGGUCGCAAGCGCUGGAUGCAGAUUCGGAAGCUGGCCAUACACAUGGAAAGCUUUCCUUACGAGCGUGGCCAGACGAUGGAUCAUCUCAGACUGCUUCAUUCAUAUCUGGAAGGGUUUCCGAAUCUCCGGAGCUUCGUCUUCCGCUGGAAGGGGCUCAAAGGCCCGAGUCCUCUGUCGCUCGCAACGGAGCCAUGCCUCUGCCAACCGUCAUCCAAGAAGACGUGCUCGAUGAGAUAUGCGCGACCCCUGAGACCGCUGAAGUUCAGGCACUUGCGCUACAUGGAACUGGAAAAUGCGAUCAUGGACGCAUCGCAGGUAGCUGCCUUUAUCAUGGACCACCGGCGCACGCUGAGCGAGUUCGAGUUCGAGGAUGUGACCCUGCGCAGUGGCACCUGGGACGACGCGCUGGAACCACUGACGAAGAUCUCGGGGAGUGACAAAUGGAAAGAAAAGCAGGAGGAGGUGAUAGAGGUUCCGAUCAUCCUCAGUCCCGUGGAGGUAGAAACAAAGUCCAGUCACAACAUCUGGGAAGAGCAGAGGCGCAGGGCUCAGCUGCGCACGCUUCUGGAGAGAGCGAGCAAUCUGGCGCAGGCAAAAGCGAAGACGCGGGAGCUGUUCUGGGGCAGUCCGGAUCAUAUGAAGAAGUUCCUGCGGUCGUCGGUAUUCAGCUGGCGGUGA
This is a messenger RNA of Rasamsonia emersonii CBS 393.64, 1365 nucleotides long. RefSeq lists its product as uncharacterized. NCBI's taxonomy places the organism in Eukaryota, Fungi, Ascomycota, Eurotiomycetes, Eurotiales, Trichocomaceae. The transcript has a single exon. The record is from RefSeq and is a predicted model, not a curated record. The coding region runs from base 1 to 1365 and encodes 454 amino acids.